AUGGCGUUUCUCUUCAACAAAUUCCAGGAGGCAAUCAAAACACUUGCUAAGAGUCCAAGCUUUGCUCGAGACCCACGGCAUCUUCAGUUUGACGCUGACGUGAAUCGUUUAUUUCUCUAUACCAGCUAUAAUCGUUUGGGAAAGCAUUCUGAAGAAAAGGACGCCGAGGAGAUUAUUGAAUUGGCUAGCAAAGCAUCUGUUACUGACCAGCAGAAACAAGUGCAGCAAAAUGUUCAUUAUCAACUUAAGCAUAUAUGCAAAUCAAUGGAUAGCAUUCUUCGUCCUGAUACAAAAGAUCCAUCACAAUCUCCUUCUGAUGCUUAUAAUAAUUCUCGACGAAGUGGCUUGAGUUUGGCCGUUGGCACAGGAGUUGCAGCUGCAAACAAGCCAGCUGUUCCUGCUACGCGACCUUUAACUCGAACUGAAUUGUCAAACAAAUUCAGGGAUCAGUUUGGCUACACCCUUGACAUCAAGCCGUCACUAAUACCUCACAAAGAUGCAGGGCAAGGUCUGUUCUUAUCUGGAGAAGCUAAUGUUGGUGCUGUCCUAGCCAUCUACCCUGGAGUUAUAUACUCACCUGCGUAUUAUCGAUAUAUCCCUGGAUACCCAAGAAUCGAUGCGUGCAACAGUUAUCUUAUCACAAGAUAUGACGGAACAAUAAUCAACGCGAAACCAUGGCAUUUAGGUGGUGAAACAAGAGAAAUAUGGGAUGGUUCAGAUCCAGUGGAUUACAAUACAACGCCACCCAUAAACCCAGAGAGCAACUCUGACCGGGCAUGGAGGAUGCUUAACAAGCCCCUGCAGAAGAGUGGCAGUGAAAACUUCGGGGAUGUGCUUGAACGGCGAAAUCCACUAGCCUUUGGUCAUUUCGCGAACCAUCCACCGGGAGGAUCGACUCCUAAUGUCAUGAUCUGCCCAUAUGAUUUUCCACUGACAGAGAAGGACAUGAGAGCAUACAUCCCGAACAUUGCAUUUGGUGGUGAAGAGCCGGUUACAAUGAAGAGGUUUGGCUCCUUCUGGUUCAAGUCCAGAGCCCCUGGUAAACAGACCGGGGAGUCACCGGUUCUGAGGACGCUUGUGCUAGUGAGUACGAGGUCCGUAUGUGACGAAGAGCUCUUCCUGAACUACCGGUACAGCAGCUCAAAGGGGCGGCCAGAGUGGUAUACCCCAGUGGAUGAAGAAGAGGAUAAGAGGAGAUGGAGCUAG
Triticum turgidum subsp. durum (durum wheat) is the source of this 1206-nucleotide messenger RNA. NCBI's taxonomy places the organism in Eukaryota, Viridiplantae, Streptophyta, Magnoliopsida, Poales, Poaceae. The record is from the annotation of a GenBank genome assembly.